AUGCCGGUUCCACGGGCUCCUGCACCGACGCUUCCCGUGCCGCGCCCACCGGCGGACCAGGCGUACUACGCGGCUCCGCAGCCGUACGGAGGAUACCCACCGCCGCAGAUGAGCGGCGCCUACGGUCUCCCUGCGGUCCCGCCGCUGCCCUCGCCGGCGCUGCCGACGGCACCUUGGGAUCCGGCGCUCCUCACCGCGCUGCACGCUACGCCUACGCCGAACAACUACACUGGAGGCGGUGAUUGGUACAUGGACACCGGGGCUACGGCUCACAUGUUUGCUCAUCCUGGUAAUCUUGCCUCCUUCACCCUGUCACCACCGACCGCCGCAUCAUUGUCGGCGACGAAUCUUGUUUCUGUUCGUUGUUUAACUCGUGAAAAUCCUGUUACUGUUGAAUAUGAUGAGCUUGGUUUUUGUGUCAAGGACGCUCGAACCAGGAUGGUACCUCCGGCUGUUCCUCCCGCCACCGGUGACGCGGGUUCCUCAACGUCGCUCCCAGGGCGCUUGCGCACCUCUCUUGGCCCGCCCCUGGCUUUGAGGCGCGCCCCCCCGCCUGCGGCGCCUCCUACAGCCGCGGGACUGGCCCCCGCGCCCCCCGGCGCCCGCGGCCUCCUCGGCGCCCCCUGCUCCCCUCGGCGCCCCGUCGGCGCCCCCGGCCUCCUCGGUGCCCCCGGCCCCCGCGCCUCCGGCACCUGUGGCCGGCACGGUCACCCGCGCCUGUACGGGCGUUUUUCGCCCGAGCUCGCUACGCCGCGGAUGACUACGUCCAUGCGGCGUCCACCUCUGAGCCGUCGCCACUGCCAUCCUCCGUCCGAGCCGCUCUUCGUGACCCGCUCUGGAUGGUUGCGAUGCAAGAGGAGUUUGACGCCCUGUUGCGCAACCGGACGUGGCAGCUUGUUCCCCAUCCCCGGCACGCCAACGUGA
Aegilops tauschii subsp. strangulata is the source of this 924-nucleotide messenger RNA. Lineage: Eukaryota; Viridiplantae; Streptophyta; Magnoliopsida; Poales; Poaceae. The record is from RefSeq and is a predicted model, not a curated record.